GAAAUUAGUAGUCCCCCACACUGCUCUUCCGGCUCAUCUGAUGAGCGGACAUGACCUGAAAGUUUUUCCGGUAGGCUGAACAAAGAAAUCACGCUUACACGGCGGAGGAAUGGCGGACUUGAAGGUGGAAACCAUAGCAAAAUUGGCUCAGUGGAGGAUCGAAAAUUUCGGGGCAGCCACCACUUACAAAAGAUCUGACCCGUUCAAAAUCGGCAUAUGGAAUUGGCACCUAUCAGUAGAGAAAAUUCGAUACAUAUACAUUCGCCUUUUCCCAGAGUUGUCUAGAGUAUCAAAAGAGCAGCCGCCGGUUGCGCGGUUCGUCCUACGUGUCACCACCUCCGGAUCUAAUCGCAGACCAUAUAUAUCUCCAAUUCAUGAAAGACUGCUUCGAACAAGUGAUGACUUUGUCUGGCCUGUUGAAACUACCUUUCAAGGUCGUUUUAUCAUUGACGUCGAGUUUCUGGACCUUAAGAUUAUUUGCCCUCUAAAUUGUGGAGAAGGCAAUUCUAUAUGCCCCAGUGACGGCAGGAUGCAAUAUCCAGCAACUCAAAACACUUUCAGAUGCCUAGCAACUCAAAACUCUCUCAGAUGCCUCUCUCGCAUGCUUGACGAGUCUAUUCACACUGAUGUCACCAUCAACACUGCCGAUGGAACACUACAAGCUCAUAAGAUGAUUCUUUGUACAAGUUCGCAGGUGUUCCAGAGCAUGUUCAUGCAUGACCUCAAGGAGAAAGAGUCGUCGACAGUUGACAUGGAAGACAUGUCGAGAGAUUCUUGCAUGGCGCUUAUCAGUUACUUAUAUGGGAAGAUAAACCAAGAAGAUUUCUGGAAACACCGAUUGGCUUUGCUUAGUGCAGCAAACAAAUACGACAUUGUAGAGUUGAAAGAUGCUUGUGAGGAAAGUCUUCUAGAAGAUAUUAACUCAGGAAAUGUCCUCGAGAGGUCGCAAGAGGCUUGGCUUUACGAGCUCGAUAAGUUGAAGAAAGGGUGCCUGACGUAUUUGUUCGAUUUUGGCAAGAUUUAUUCCGUUAGAGACGAAAUGCAAACGUUUCUCAGACACGCGGAUAGAGAACUAGUGGUGGAGAUGUUUCAAGAGGUGCUUACAGUUUGGAAACCAGCAUAAAUGAUCGUCUUACGACGUAUUUUCAGUGUGUAAUGGAAAUAUACAUGCACGAACUACCAUUAGCUCACAAUGUCAUAAAAGGUUUUACACCUUGUGGUACCCUUUUUGGGUGAGGUGAGAAAAGGAAAAAAGUGUUCGCAGAGGAGCUAGAUUAUUGAGAAACGCUACAAAUAAUCACCCUUCCCCCCAGUGUGAGAAGGCUGUCAUAGUUGCUGUCAUAGCACCUCUCUAGAUUAUUAAUGUGGGUCCCACGGCCAUUUCUUUGUCUUAACGUGUGCAUUAUUUUGAUCGUGAGAAAGCUAUGUUUAAUUUUCAUUUAUGAUCGUUUUAAGUAGUAAAAUAGUUUCGGCAUAAUCAAUUUUCAAGAUAACUUUGUAUCAAUACUUUUACCUCAAAAAAGAGUUUAGUUUGGAUGGAAA
This is a messenger RNA of Olea europaea var. sylvestris, 1542 nucleotides long. RefSeq names its product BTB/POZ domain-containing protein At1g21780-like. The record is from RefSeq and is a predicted model, not a curated record. The transcript has 5 exons. Lineage: Eukaryota; Viridiplantae; Streptophyta; Magnoliopsida; Lamiales; Oleaceae. The coding region runs from base 110 to 1123 and encodes 337 amino acids. Gene Ontology annotation, molecular function: protein binding.